AUGGCUGCUUUCAUAUCUACAGGUGGUUUGAUCCUGCUGAACCAUGGCGAACCAGAGCCUCUCCAAUAUGCUGCGAAUGCAGCUUUCCUCGCAACCCUCUACAGUGACUACCUCGAUGCUUCUGAUACUCCUGGAUGGUACUGUGGCCCAAGUUUCUUCAAAACUCAGGUCCUACGUGACUUUUCAACAUCUCAGGUUGAUUACAUACUAGGCAAGAACCCACAGAACAUUAGUUAUGUUGUGGGGUUUGGGCAGAAAUAUCCCAAACAUGUACAUCACAGGGGCGCUUCGAUCCCCAAGAACAAGAAAGUGACUUGCGAAGGAGGUUGGAAGUGGAAGGAGAGCAGUAACGAGAAUCCAAACACGAUUGAAGGAGCAAUGGUCGCUGGACCUGACAAGAAUGACGGCUUCCAUGACCUACGUGCAAACUACAACUACACACAGGCCACUCUGGUGGGAAACUCAGGUCUUGUGGCAGCUCUUGUAGCCUCGUCACGAGGGGGUGGAGGACUUGACAGAAACGGCCUCUUCUCAGCCAUUACUCCUCUGUCGUUGUCUCCGGAUCCUGAGACUUGA
Brassica napus (rape) is the source of this 576-nucleotide messenger RNA. Its product is annotated as endoglucanase 25-like. The record is from RefSeq and is a predicted model, not a curated record. The transcript is spliced from 2 exons. Gene Ontology annotation, molecular function: hydrolase activity, hydrolyzing O-glycosyl compounds. NCBI's taxonomy places the organism in Eukaryota, Viridiplantae, Streptophyta, Magnoliopsida, Brassicales, Brassicaceae. Bases 1 to 576 code for a protein of 191 amino acids. Gene Ontology annotation, biological process: carbohydrate metabolic process.